CCAUCUCCCAUAUCUCACAAAAGUAGUUGAGCCCAAAAAACAUGUGGCCUUUCUCCCGUUCUGAUCCAGGUCCAUCACAACCCCUCUCUCCCUCCUCUCAGAACUCUACAGAUAUCCCAACCCCAUCAAACUCGGAAUCCUCAAAACUUACAACCUCUUCUGAUCAAGUGACACAACUCGCGAUCGUCGAAAGGUCAAAUCAUUCGAAUUCGUCGGAGGAAGUCAAGAGUGAUAAACGUAAUGUAAAAUCACCAUUGAAUAUCCCACAAGGGAAUAGUACUGUGAUUCCUGAUACAGAGGAGGAAGACAAGUUGACAGGAGAUAAAUUGAAAGAUUAUAAAACUGCUAUUUCUAGAAUAGAUAUCCGAAGAGAUUUACGAAAUAUCGAUCAAAUACCUUGUGCUCGUACUAGUUUCUUAUAUGGUAUAGCUGGAGGUAGUGGGAUAGGAGCUGUUCGAUAUUUAGGUGGUAAGAAUGUGAGAUCUGCUAGUCAUUGGGCUGUUUUUGGUUUCAUCACUAUUUCCGUUAUACAAUGGGAGUUAUGUAAUCGCGCUCGAGCCAAAGAAUUACAACGUAUGCGCACGAUCCAAGAACAUUUCCCACAUCGACACAUUUCCAAAUUGAAAAGAAAAGAGGAUGCCGAGUCAGAGUCAAAGUGAUGGCAGAUCAAUGUAAACUAUUCAUGCACAAUUCAUCUCAUACU
This is a messenger RNA of Tremella mesenterica DSM 1558, 703 nucleotides long. RefSeq lists its product as uncharacterized. Gene Ontology annotation, biological process: mitochondrial respiratory chain complex IV assembly. The transcript has 3 exons. The record is from RefSeq and is a predicted model, not a curated record. The coding region runs from base 42 to 659 and encodes 205 amino acids. NCBI's taxonomy places the organism in Eukaryota, Fungi, Basidiomycota, Tremellomycetes, Tremellales, Tremellaceae. Gene Ontology annotation, cellular component: mitochondrion; mitochondrial inner membrane.